Camellia sinensis is the source of this 747-nucleotide messenger RNA. The record is from RefSeq and is a predicted model, not a curated record. Lineage: Eukaryota; Viridiplantae; Streptophyta; Magnoliopsida; Ericales; Theaceae.
AAUUGGCAGUCCUGGUCACGACUGAUGGACAAUAGGCAUGGGCCAACCAUCAUAAGUUACAAUGAAGCGACGGGUUUGAUACAAGCAUUUGAAGACUGGUGGGCGCAUUGUGAAAAGGUUGACAAGAAUACAAUAAAGUUCAAAACGAAACCGUUGGAGCACAUGGACCUCAUACAAAGGGUGUACGAAGGCACUACGGCAACCGAAAAAUAUGCAUGGACACCAGGUGCAGCGUUCGAACAUGUCGCAAUCGAUGACGGUACUUCGCCGAUAGAUGAAGAAGAUUUUGAGGACAACAGCGGUUUGCCCCCUUUCCAUUCUGUCGCGCUGCCUGAAGACACUGUCCACCACACUUCUGUGCCAGAGGAUGACAUGCUGGUGACCGUAAACAUUGCGUCGUCGACAAUUCAUGCUGAUAACACACCUACAAGUGGUGGGAGCAAACGCAAAUUUAGUUGCACAACACACCCACAGCGAAAAAAAGAGCAGAGUGAGGGAGCUUUGCUGUUGGCGAGUUGCAUAGAAAACCUUGCAUUUUCAGUUAAAUUACAACAAUGAGAAGUCCGCGUGCAUCAUGAUUAUGGAGAUUCGACAUAGGAGCUCAUUGACAAGUGUAUGACAAGGUUGUACUCGCUGGAAGGGCUGGAUCCACAAGACCCACUAAUUGUUUUUGGUUUGAUGGUACUGGACAACCCGGCAAAUCAAGCCAUAAUGGUGCGGAUUCUGACAGACGCGACUGUUAUUAGC